Messenger RNA from Oncorhynchus mykiss (rainbow trout), 2947 nucleotides. The record is from RefSeq and is a predicted model, not a curated record. NCBI's taxonomy places the organism in Eukaryota, Metazoa, Chordata, Actinopteri, Salmoniformes, Salmonidae.
UCAGUGUACACACACACACACACACACACACUCAUCACCAUGCACACAUCCACUUAUGCUGCUGCUAUAUUGAUUAUUAUCAUUCAUAUUUAUCUGGCUACCAGUCACGUUUUACCCCUGUUUACAUGUACAUAACUACCUCAAUCACUCCAUUACCCCUGUUUACAUGUACAUAACUACCUCAAUCACUCCAUUACCCCUGUUUACAUGUACAUAACUACCUCAAUCACUCCAUUACCCCUGUUUACAUGUACAUAACUACCUCAAUCACUCCAUUACCCCUGUUUACAUGUACAUAACUACCUCAAUCACUCCAUUACCCCUGCACAUUCUAAUAAUAGUACUGGCACUGACCUGUAUAUAACUGCAUUCUCACAAUUUUUUUUUUGUCUCUUUCAUUUUUUUUCCCAUGUAUUAUUACUGCUCUGUUGGGAUGAGCUCGCAAGUAAGCAUUUUAUUGCCUGGCUGCCCAGACUCCUUUCUCUGGCCAAAUGCUACGCCACAGACAUUAGUUUCUUCUCUGCAAUGAGUCUGGAUCUGAAUACCUGCACGACCCUUCACCGAAUGUAAACACAUUCCGGUCCGUCUGAUUGGUCCAGAAUCCGAUGGGUUGGGCCAGAGACAGAACACGCGUGGUCCCCUGGUAUGCCCUGUCUCCUCCGGCAGCCCAGCACCUCACCAUGAAUGCUAGCGGGAAUGUCUCUACUGCGGGAAACGCCACAGCUGCGUGGGACGCUGGUGGGGGCCCGGUGGUGCUGGAGUCAGUGUUCAUCGUCACCAUUGCCCUCCUGGCCUGCCUGGGCAACUUCCUCAUCGUGGCCACUCUGUACCGCAGGCCCUACCUCCUCACACCCAGCAACAAGUUUGUGUUCAGCCUGACCCUGUCCAACCUGCUGCUGUCAGUGCUGGUGUUGCCCUUUGUGGCGGUGAGCUCAGUACGGCGGGAGUGGGUGUUUGGUGUGGUGUGGUGCAACUUUACCGCCCUGAUCUACCUGCUCAUCAGCUCGGCCAGUAUGCUCACCCUGGGGGCCAUCGCCAUUGACAGGUACUAUGCUGUACUGUACCCCAUGAUCUACCCCAUGAAGAUCACAGGCAACCGGGCGGUGGUGGCAAUCGUCUAUGUGUGGGUGCACUCCCUGGUGGGCUGCCUGCCACCCCUCUUCGGCUGGUCCUCCUUCGAGUUCGACCGCUUCAAGUGGACAUGCGUGGCGGCCUGGCACCGCACCCCUGCCUACACCGCCUUCUGGGUCACCUGGUGCAGCCUGCCGCCACUGCUCGCCAUGUUGGCCUGCUACGGCGUAAUCUUCCGCGUGGCACGCCUCAAGGCCCGCAAGGUGCAUUGUGGGACGACGGUGGUCGCGUCUUCAGAAGAAACGUCAUCGGGUGCUCAGAGGAACGACCAGCGUAAAAACUCAUCUACGUCCACGUCGUCCAAUGGAAGCCGGUGGAGUUUAGUGUAUGCUGGGAGCCAGUGCAAGGCUUUCGUCACCAUUAUGGUGGUGAUCGGGACCUUCCUGGUGACCUGGGGCCCCUACGUGGGGGUGGUGUGUACAGAGGCCCUGUGGGGUCAGGGCAGCGUGUCCCAGGGCCUGGAGACCCUGGUGGCUUGGCUGUCCUUCUGCAGCGCCGUCUGCCACCCGCUCAUCUACGGCCUGUGGAACAAGACUGUGCGAAAGGAACUGCUGGGCAUGUGCUUCGGGGAUCGCUACUACCGCGUGGAGUCGUUCGCCACACGCCACCGCACGUCACGCCUCUUCAGCAUCUCCAACCGCAUCACAGACCUGGGCAUGUCCCCUCACCUGACGGCCAUGUUGGUGGGAGGAGGGCAGCUCCUGGCCCCCGGCAGCAGCACUGGAGACACCGGCUUCAGUUUCACUCAGGACUCAUGUACAGAUGUGAUGCUGCUUGACAACUUCUCCACAGAUGGCCCCUCCCACAUUGGAAGCGUGGCCGUAAAGAGGCGGAGCUCGGUCACCUUUGAAGACGAGCAACAGCAGAAUUCCAAAGCUGCAGAGAGCACCACCAUCCCUUCUACGGUCCAGGUCCAAGUAGAGAUACACAAAUCUCUGGACACCUUCGCCUCCUGCCUGGCCAGGGCCAUCGAAAGCGACGCUAAGCUCACCCUCUUUGGCGAGGACACACCCCUAUCUGGGGUGUUGUUUGCGGCUGCGGCGAGGGGGGCACAGAGGCCCCGUUACCUUGACGGUCAGAGACUGAGGCUGGAGAGCAUCGAUGAAGGUAUCGUCAAAGACGACAGAGAAGACCAAGAGAGGGAGAAUGCAUAGAACAAAUAUCCCUUUUCUUCUUUAAGGACUGCUGCUGACUGAAUUUGGUUGUUGUUGGGUCGCACCAUUCUAGGUAGACCCUAGACACUGUCGUGCGUGGAAAAACCCAGAAGGCCGGCCAUUUCUGAGAUUCUGGAACCGGCGCCCGUGUCACCGACGAUCAUACCACGCUCAGUCGCUUAGGUCACUUGUUUUGCCCAUUUGAACGUUCGAUCAAACAGUAACUGCAUUUCUCAAUGCCUGUCUGUCUGCUUUAUAGAGCAAGCCACGGACACGUGACUGACUGUCAGCAGAAGAAAACCAUUUAUGAAAAGGGUGUUGUACCUAAUAAACUGGCCCUCGUGUAUAUCUGUAUUUAUCUGUGUGUCACUGUCCCAGUAUGGUACUGCAUUGUUAGAGCAAUACUCCACAACGUAAGGUAUUAUACACUUUUGAUUUCCACUAAGGGCUGGAUUCAUUCUGUAUCGCAUUAGAUUUGCAUUUAUAGUGUGAUUUAAAGGCAGUGUUCCCGCAUUCGCAGAGAUUGCAUACACGGUAAACGAUGCAUAUGUUAGCUCAAUCGGAAAUUACCUUUACAUUUUAAAGCGGAUCUUCCAUGAUUUGGACUGAAUCCAGCCCUAAGAUAUUUUGUACUGUUGUAAUUAAAGUUUUUUUAUACAUAG